Messenger RNA from Neurospora hispaniola, 2019 nucleotides. RefSeq lists its product as uncharacterized. The transcript has 4 exons. The record is from RefSeq and is a predicted model, not a curated record. The coding region runs from base 1 to 2019 and encodes 672 amino acids. Gene Ontology annotation, molecular function: zinc ion binding; ubiquitin protein ligase activity. NCBI's taxonomy places the organism in Eukaryota, Fungi, Ascomycota, Sordariomycetes, Sordariales, Sordariaceae.
AUGUCCUAUGCAGUUGGGAUGAAACGGUGGGCAUCACCAUUCACUGGUGGCCCCCAAGUGAUCGGGGUGCUUCCCGGACAUACUCCCAGACCGGUUGCCUGGGGCAAUGGGAGAGCCGGUAAUCGUGGCAGCUGGCAGCCUGGCUUGAGACUGGAAGCCCGGGACUUGGACGGCCCUACCCCCCGCGAUAUCCAACACCAAUCCUCCUCCAAAGGGGCACCCACAGUGCACAAAGCGACAAUGGAGGCACCCAGGUCAACUUACUUGCCGAACGACGCCCCUUGGCGGAAGUACAAUCUCGGAGUCCUCAGGCAACAAUGUACGGCACGCAACCUGCCAUUCGAAGGAAAAACAAAGAGGCAGCUUCAAGAGCGUCUAUUGAGAUACCACCUCGCCAGACUCCCGGAAAAGCCAAGGCCAGAGCCCUGGAUGUUCAGGCCCUUUGAGCCCAGCUACUCGAGGCUUUUGAAUCGAGCUCAAGUUAAGAAUCUCCGGCUUGUAGAGGUCAGAGAUGUUACCGGUCAGGUUGAGGAUGGUCGCGUCAGGGGAAAGGCAUUCCUGAUCGCGCAAGAAGGAGCCCCUGAGCUUUUUACCGUUACUUUCGACAACCGCCCUACUUGCACCUGCAUCGAGUACUUGCCCCUCUGCGUUCAUAUCAUGUACCUUCUACGGUACGUUCUCAACGUCCCAGAGCCGCUCCGUUGGCAAAGAGCGUUUCUAGACUCCGAGAUCUUGGACAUCUUUGAAGGCAGUCACCCCGUCAAGGCUCUGGAUUCGCCCGAGCGGUACACCGGUUUCCCUGGACUGUGCCUAAUCUGCUUCAAAGGCCAAGCAAAUCACCUGUCUUGCCUUACAUGCGAUAUAGGGCUGCACAUACCCUGCCUUUUCGUUCUCACCAGCAAUAGACAGACACCUGGAACACAUAUAUGCACGGUCUGCCUGGACCGUCAUGAAUGGCAAAACUUUCACUCGCGCCAGGAGCGUGUUGAAAGAAGAGUGAUUGAGCCAGGACGUGCUGUUGCUGGCGUAGACUUGAACCCCGAUGUUUCAAGCUCUUCGAGUGACGCAUCUGAGGAGGACGAUGAAAGCUCCAGCGAAGAAGACUCCUCGGAUGAGGAUCCUGACGAGGGAGCGUCCCGCAGAAGCGAGCAGCCCAACAAUGCACCUCGCCAGCCCAUCAAUCAGCGCCGCUCUCCCUCACCCCCCAUUUUGAUCAAACAAGAGAGAUCCUCUUCUCCCCAUGGCCUACCACUCCCCUCUUCACCCCCGUGCCGUCAGCGUCAGCAACAACAACCCGCCAGCUCCCCGCUGCGUCGCAAACAACCAUCUAGAGCCGCCAAGGACAUCGGUCUAGUCCGACAAAGCCUCGCCGCGGCCGCCGAAGCCCCGACUCGCACACCUCGUCGCAGUCAGGGACGUACGCCCGCUCCUGCGCCCGAAAGCAGCCAACCGGUCAAUGUUCCAGCUCAGAGUAUCACUCCCGUUCCAGUACCGGUCAUCCCGGCACAGGCUUUGUUGCAGAUCCAGCAGCGAAAUUCCCGGCAGGCUGUCCACAGCUUCGAAACUGGAAGAUCUCAACCUGGAGCCAACAGUGCUUCUCAAGCUUUAUCGUCUGCAGUCAAUCGCCCUCAAAACCCUGCGAUUCGCGCUUCUGCGACUCGUGCGCGUGCAUCUGCCGCUUCUGUCCAGGAACCGGUUGCUCCAGCUACAAGCGCAGUUCCCCAGACUGUCGAGGCACCUGUUCCUCCGCCCCAUGUUCCUGCUCCUAGUCCUGAUGUACCUGCUGGCUCUCCUGCUCCCAGCCCGACUCCUGCCAGCGCCAGCGCCAGCGUUAGCGGCAAUAUUGAGAAGAGAAAAGCAACGAAGUUGGCACGCAAGCUCAAAAGCCUGGCUAGGGAGUCAGCAUAUGUCCGUGAGCAUGCGGACCGCGAGUUGAAGAGGCUCGCGAAGAAGAGCAAGCGCCUAGAGAAGAAGGCCAAGGCUCUGGCGAAGCGGAACAAGGCAAGUGGUGAGAAGUGA